AAGGACUGCCCCUACCAUCACCGAAUCACAGCGAUGCAGACAACGGUGCAGCAGCCAUACGCUCGAAGCGCUACAUACUACAUACUACAUACUACAAGCGGCUUUCCACACCAACACUCCCACCCCUUACUGCUGUCGCAUACUUGCAUGUGUUUCUCUCAUGUCGCUGGCACACGGAUUUACGCAACCCGCAUCUGACCGCACCACCACUGUCACAUCCACCAUCACAUCCACAUCCACAUCCACAUCCACAUAUCCACCACCUCAAUGGCACACAACAUAAGAGCAGCCUCCCGACCCGCUUCGAUCCCCACCGGCCACGCACCACCAACACCACCACAAUCACCGCAAUCAGCACCCUCACAACCUCCCAAUCCUCCCAACCCUCCCUCCAAAAUGCCAACAGAAACGCUAAACACUUCAACCAACCUCUCAACGCAAGCGCACAUCACCUCACUCUUCUCAUCACUGCAAGACCCGAUCUCAUCGAGCAUACUACCGAUCAGUACGCGGCGACUGCGCGCCAAAAUGCGAGGCUACUCGCCGCACUGCGCCGACCCCAGCAGCAGCAGCGCCGUGAGCUCGCCGACGGGAUCGACAUCGAGCACCGGCAGCGCGGCCACCGCCGCCUCCUCCGCCUCCGCCGCCUCCCACUCCUCCCACUCAUUCUCGUCGUCCGCGGGCACAGUACGUGUGCCGAUCUAUACCAAUUGGGUCUUUGUCACCAGCGCGGAGGUCCUAGCGCGCGCGGGCGAGGGCGAGGAGGAGGCAGAGCCGCCGAAUGAGGCCGCCGGUGGAGGCACAGCUGGCAAGAGCGGCGGCGGGUGGACGAAAAGGCAGUACCGCAUCGAGAGCGAAAAGCUGAGGGGGAAGGAGUGGGUGUUUCAAUGAGCAUGUGCUUGAUUGAUUGACUGAUUGAUUGAUUGUGCUUCGCAUGUCUUUUUUUUUAAUCUGUGUGCAGCGAGCGAGCGAGCCCCAGCCCAUGUACAUCAUAUGAGCUGUGGUGGCUCGUCUCGGACAUCGA
Molecule: messenger RNA, 1024 nt
Organism: Tricharina praecox
Lineage: Eukaryota; Fungi; Ascomycota; Pezizomycetes; Pezizales; Pyronemataceae
Exons: 1
Coding region: 268-891 (207 amino acids)
Source: RefSeq, a predicted model, not a curated record